AUGGCAUCGACAAACUGGGCAGACGCAGAGGCGGAGCUGGCGCCUCCACAGGUGAUCGACAACAACGACGGAACCAAAACGGUGAUCUCGUACCGGUUCAACGACCAGAAGAAGAAGGUGAAGGUGACGCAGAAGAUCAAGUUUGUGAAGACAAUGGAGAAGGUGAACCCGCUGGUGGCGCAGCGGGCGCACUGGAAGCGGUUUGGGGUCGAGAAGGACAACAAGACGGUUGGGCCGGACUCCAAGACGACACAGAUCACAGAGGAGGUGAAGCUGAUAUUGAGCACGACCUGGAAGGCGGACGAGGACCGGGAGCAGGAGCAGGCGAAGAACAAGCAGGUGAAGAGCACGUUCAAGUGCAGAGUUUGUGGCGGUACCGGCCACUACACCGUGAAGUGUCCGUACAGAGACACCUUUGGCUCCGACAAGAUGUUCAACCCGUCCGGCGCUGCGGACGCCGACGCCAAGGCGGGCACGCCAGCACCAGGCUCGUCCAGAUACGUGCCUCCUAACAUGCGUGCGGGCGGCUCCGACCUGGGCGUCGGCGCCGAGGUGCCGGCCUUGAGAAUCACCAACCUGAACGCCGCCAUCGACAGGGACUCCUUGCAGAUGAUCGUGUCCAAGUUCGGCAACUACGACCGGGUGUCGAUAUUGAAGAACAGGGAGACUGGCGAGUCGCUCGGGGUUGCCUUCGUCAACAUGACCACCCAGCGCGGCGCCGAGGCCGUCAAGGAGGCCCUCGACGGCAGAGGUUUGAUGAACAUGAUCAUCUCCGUCGACUGGGCCAGGCCUAAAUAA
Pichia membranifaciens NRRL Y-2026 is the source of this 798-nucleotide messenger RNA. RefSeq lists its product as hypothetical. The transcript has a single exon. Gene Ontology annotation, molecular function: zinc ion binding; RNA binding; translation initiation factor activity. Bases 1 to 798 code for a protein of 265 amino acids. Lineage: Eukaryota; Fungi; Ascomycota; Pichiomycetes; Pichiales; Pichiaceae. Gene Ontology annotation, cellular component: eukaryotic translation initiation factor 3 complex; cytoplasm. The record is from RefSeq and is a predicted model, not a curated record.